AUGCCUAGAGUCGAUUCCAAUACUUUUGUUAGAUUACAAAAUGAUCCUUCGAGUGUUAGAAACAUCUGUAUUAUGGCCCAUGUGGAUCAUGGUAAGACUUCGUUAUCAGAUUCCUUAUUGGCCUCUAAUGGUAUAAUUUCCCAAAGAAUGGCCGGUAAGAUUCGUUACUUAGAUGCAAGACAAGAUGAACAAAUCCGUGGUAUUACCAUGGAAUCAUCAGCAGUUUCUCUGUAUUUCAGAGUGCUCCGUAAGCAGGAAGGGUCCAGUGAUCCCUUAGUUAAUGAACAUUUAAUCAAUUUAAUCGAUUCCCCUGGCCAUAUCGAUUUUUCUAGUGAAGUUAGUGCAGCUUCUAGGCUAUGUGAUGGUGCAGUAGUAUUAGUUGAUGUCGUUGAAGGGGUAUGUUCACAAACGGUGACGGUUUUAAGACAAUGUUGGACAGAGAAAUUAAAACCUAUUCUGGUGCUCAAUAAAAUUGAUAGAUUGAUAGUAGAACUACAAUUUACCCCACAGGAGGCCUAUGUGCAUUUAUCAAAAUUGAUAGAACAAGUUAAUUCUGUGAUAGGUUCUUUCUUUGCGGGUGAAAGACAAUUGGAUGAUUAUUCGUACAGAGAACAAUUAGAACAAAAUUCAGAUGCUCAAUAUGUGGAGAAGGAUGAUUCGGAUAUUUAUUUCGAUCCAGCUAACAACAACAUUAUUUUUGCAUCUGCCACUGACGGUUGGGGAUUUAGCAUCAGUCAAAUGGCUAAAUUUUAUGAACAAAAAUUGGGAGCUAAGAGAGAUAAUUUACAAAAAGUGCUUUGGGGGGAUUUCUACAUGGAUCCAAAGACUAAAAAAAUCACCAAUAACAAAGGGUUAAAAGGUAGAUCUUUAAAGCCACUUUUCGUCUCAUUAAUCCUCGAUAACAUCUGGAAAAUCUAUGAAAAUGUAACAGUUUCCAAAAACUUGGAAGUCAUCGAAAAGAUUACAAAAACUCUCGGUAUCAAUGUUCUGCCUCGUGAUCUUUCAUCUAAGGAUGACAAGCAACUUUUGAGGAAAAUUAUGAGUCAAUGGUUGCCUGUCAGUACCGCUAUCCUGUUAACCGUUAUUGAGAAGCUACCAUCACCUUUACAAUCUCAAGCUGAUAGGUUAGAUACAAUUCUACCCAACACGCAGGAUACCAAAAAGGUCGAUCCUCGCUUGUUAAGCGCCAUGGAACAAUGUGACAGAAAUGGACCCGCUAGUGCAUACGUCUCCAAAAUAUUAUCUAUUCCUAGGGAUGAACUUCCGAUUCAAAGUGCAGGAGAUCCAGUACAGGAUGAAAUUGCUAGAAGAACUAAAGAGGCAAGGGAAGCAGCUAUGAAGGUUGCUAGGCAAGCUGAAUUAGAGGCUAAACUCUCAAAGGUCAAUGUUAAUGGCGAUGAUGGUAAGAAAGAAGAAGAGGAACUUUACCAAAGAGCAAAGGAUACUGUUAUAACUCCAGAGAUCAAUUUCUCUGGAGAAAAGAAGUCUGAAGUUAAAGCUCCUUUGGAAGCAGAAUUUGAAUAUGAGGAAGACGAUGCUGAUUUCCAAAAUGACCACUCCUUAGCUGCAGAAUUCACUCCAAGUGUGGAUCCUAACGAUCCACUUGCAUCUAUGUUUGAAUAUGAAGAGGAGGAUCCAUUUGCCACGAAUGAACCAAAUGCUGCUAACGGACAGGAAGUGACAGAAGACCCAAUAGAAGAUAUUUUUGAUGAAAGAGACGAAGUUUUGAUUGCGUUUGCUAGAAUUUAUAGCGGUACUUUGAGAGUGGGUCAAGAAAUUGCAAUCCUGGGUCCCAAAUAUGAUCCUUCAAACCCUGACGAACAUAUUCAAACUGUCACUAUAACGAGCUUGUACCUAUUCAUGGGUAAAGAACUAAUUCCGUUGGAAUCCUGUCCUUCAGGUAAUAUUGUGGGGAUUGGCGGUUUAGCUGGUAAGAUCCUAAAGAAUGGUACUUUAAUUGAAAAGGGAGUUCGUGGUAUCAACUUGGCAGGUGUGAACUUUCAAACUUUCCCUAUUGUCCGUGUUGCGGUGGAACCUCAAAACCCCAUGGAGAUGAAUAAACUUGUACGUGGGUUGAAACUGUUAGAACAAGCAGACCCUUGCGUACAAACCUAUGUGGAAGAUAACGGUGAGCAAAUCUUAUGUACUGCAGGAGAAUUGCAUUUGGAAAGAUGUCUCAAAGAUCUACGUGAAAGAUUUUCAGGAAUUGAAUUGACGAGUUCAGAACCUGUAAUUCCCUACAGAGAGACCUUUUUGAAUACUUCGGAGAUGAAUCCUCCCAAAGAUGCUCAAUUGGGAAGAGGUGUGGAACAAUUGCUUCAGGGCCCUUAUAAAUUGAAAUUGAAGACCUUGCCGCUAUUGGAAAGUACGACAAAAUUCCUGGCAGACCAUCAGUCCAUCAUUCAAAAUUUCCACAAUAUUCAACUUUCAGACCAAGAAUCUUUCUUCAAUAAAUUGAAAGAUGUUACUAAAGAAGAUAAGUCUUUAGCAGAGGUUCUUGGUGAUAAUGUAACUAAGAUUGCGUCAUUUGGUCCGAAGAGGGUUGGCCCCAAUAUCAUUAUCUCUGAGAAGGAAUUGUUAGGUAAUUUUGCCAAUUCAUCUUCUCCUAAAUUUGAAUUUGCAGACUCUGUUAUCAACGGUUUCCAACUCGCAGUCAAUGAAGGUCCAUUAGCAAGAGAACCUGUUCAAGGUAUGUGCGUUGUAGUAGAAGAUAUUGUAGAGAUGAGCCCUGAGGAGAUAAACUCUAUUGAAGAUCCACAAUACCAGAAAGAUAAAGUGAAUAUUUCAGGUCGACUCAUCACUUCUGUAAGGGACGUAAUCCAUGCUGGUUUCCUCGAUUGGUCUCCCCGUAUGAUGUGGGCGGUAUACACAUGUGAUGUACAAACAUCAGUGGAAGUUCUCGGUAAAGUUUACAGUGUGGUUCAGCAAAGACGUGGUAGAAUUGAAUCUGAAGAAAUGAAGGAAGGUACACCAUUUUUUCAAAUUCAAGCCAUUUUACCAGUGGUUGAAGCCUUUGGAUUCAGUGAAGAUAUUCGUAAAAAGACUUCAGGUGCUGCACAACCUCAACUAGCAUUUGCAGGCUUUGAAUGUAUCGAUCUAGAUCCAUUCUGGGUGCCCACGACAGAAGAAGAACUGGAAGAGCUUGGUGAUACCGCUGAUAAGGAAAAUAUUGCACGCAGACACAUGAACAAUGUAAGAAGACGUAAGGGUUUAUUUGUGGAUGAGAAAGUGAUUCAAAAUGCGGAGAAACAACGUACUUUGAAGAAGAAUUAG
Molecule: messenger RNA, 3273 nt
Organism: Zygosaccharomyces rouxii
Lineage: Eukaryota; Fungi; Ascomycota; Saccharomycetes; Saccharomycetales; Saccharomycetaceae
Gene: RIA1
Product: GTPase RIA1
Exons: 1
Coding region: 1-3273 (1090 amino acids)
Biological process (GO): cytosolic ribosome assembly
Cellular component (GO): ribonucleoprotein complex; cytosol
Molecular function (GO): ribosome binding; GTP binding; GTPase activity
Source: RefSeq, a predicted model, not a curated record